CGUUUUCAACUCCUUAAAACCCAGAUCCGUCUUUUGAAAGUCACGUGCCCUUUCUUGCAUCGAGCCAUCAAACCAUCAUACAGGGAACGCUCAGUGUGCCAGCCUCAGCCCUGGGGUCUGGCGAGUCGUGUACGCGGUUGAUCAUGGAGAGGGUCGGCUCAGGCCACCAGCCCCUUAGGUGAGGACAGAGUCUGGGGCUCAGGGGACACUUCCCGAUCAUGGAGGCAGCGAGAACGCCAGCCAGGAGACGCUCUUGUUGAAAGUCGCGGGUCCAGCUCGACUGGCCCUUCCUGCGGGCCCUGUGGGCAUCUUCAGGAGAGGUCUGCCCCUACUGACCAGAGCCGGGGAGCUGCAGCUUCCACGGAUGGGGAGGUGGGCCCUCGACGUGGCCUUUGUGUGGAGGGCAGUGUUGACUCUGGGGCUGGUCCUUCUCUACUACUGCUUCUCCAUCGGCAUCACCUUCUACAACAAGUGGCUGACCAAGAGCUUCCACUUCCCCCUCUUCAUGACCAUGCUGCACCUGGCCGUGAUCUUCCUGUUCUCUGCCCUGUCCAGGGCCCUGGUUCAGUGCUCCAGCCACAGGGCCCGCGUGGUGCUGAGCUGGACCGACUACCUCAGAAGAGUGGCUCCCACAGCACUGGCAACGGCGCUUGACGUGGGCUUGUCCAACUGGAGCUUCCUCUACAUCACCGUCUCACUGUACACAAUGACCAAAUCCUCAGCUGUCCUCUUCAUCCUGAUCUUCUCUCUGAUCUUCAAGCUGGAGGAGCUGCGUGCGGCGCUGGUCUUGGUGGUGGUUCUCAUCGCCGGGGGCCUCUUCAUGUUCACCUACAAGUCCACACAGUUCAACGCUGAGGGCUUUGCCUUGGUGCUGGGUGCCUCGUUCAUCGGGGGUAUUCGCUGGACACUCACCCAGAUGCUCCUGCAGAAGGCGGAACUUGGGCUUCAGAACCCCAUCGACACCAUGUUCCACCUGCAGCCGCUCAUGUUUCUGGGGCUCUUCCCUCUCUUUGCUGUAUUUGAAGGUCUCCAUUUGUCCACAUCUGAGAAAAUCUUCCGUUUCCAGGACACAGGGCUGCUUCUGCGGGUACUUGGGAGCCUCUUCCUUGGCGGGAUUCUCGCCUUUGGUUUGGGCUUCUCUGAGUUCCUCCUGGUCUCCAGAACCUCCAGCCUCACUCUCUCCAUUGCUGGCAUUUUUAAGGAAGUCUGCACUUUGCUGUUGGCAGCUCAUCUGCUGGGCGAUCAGAUCAGUCUCUUGAACUGGCUGGGCUUCGCCCUCUGCCUCUCGGGAAUAUCCCUGCACAUCGCCCUCAAAGCCCUGCAUUCCAGAGGUGACAGCGGCCCUAAGCCCCUGAAGGGGCUGGGCUCCAGCCCCGACCUGGAGCUACUGCUCCGGACCAGCCAGCCGGAGGAAGAGGACAACGAGGAGGAGGAGGGGUACUUUGUGGCCCAGGGACAGCAGUGACCAGCCAGGGCACCAGCUUGGAAGCAGGCUGCUCCCCAACCUUCACACCUGUCAGCAGCGCGGGGACCUGGGCGGCUCC
Kogia breviceps (pygmy sperm whale) is the source of this 1544-nucleotide messenger RNA. RefSeq names its product solute carrier family 35 member C2 (gene SLC35H1). Gene Ontology annotation, cellular component: cis-Golgi network; Golgi apparatus; endoplasmic reticulum-Golgi intermediate compartment. Gene Ontology annotation, molecular function: antiporter activity. Lineage: Eukaryota; Metazoa; Chordata; Mammalia; Artiodactyla; Physeteridae. The record is from RefSeq and is a predicted model, not a curated record. Gene Ontology annotation, biological process: UDP-glucose transmembrane transport.